AUGGAGAGCAAUAAGGAUGAGGCAAUCAAGUGCCUCUCAAUCGCCCAGAGGCGCAGAGACUCAGGCGACCUCGCUGCCGCCCGCCGUUUCUGCCAAAAGUCACUCGCUCUCUUCUCGACACCAGAGGCUGAAAAGCUACUCGGACUAAUCGAUGCGGAGGCAGCUUCAGGCGAGCAAUCGUCGUCCGCAUCCUCAAGUGCCGGGUCCAGCUCGACUGGGCCAUUCACAUCGUCCACGGAGGCACACCCCUCUGCGUCGGGGGCGCGACAGCGACACGCAGGAACAACCUCCAGCUCCAAUGGGACCGGUGCUCCAAAUUCGGGUGCAGAUCAGAAGAAGAGAGAAUACACGCCUCAACAAGCAGCGGUGGUCAAACGAGUGCGUGCGUGUAAAGUCACGGAGUACUACGAAAUCUUGGCUGUGAAGAAGGAGUGCGAGGAAGCUGAGGUCAAGAAGGCCUAUCGUAAGCUGGCAUUGUCGUUACACCCCGACAAGAAUGGUGCUCCAGGAGCCGAUGAGGCUUUUAAGAUGGUUUCCAAGGCUUUUCAAGUUCUGUCAGAUCCCCAGAAGCGGGCUGCAUAUGAUCGUCAUGGCUCAGAUCCAGAGUCACGCUUCAGCGGCGCGCCAUCCUCGGGUUUCGCGUCGUCUGGAUUCGCAAGUAAUGGCUUCGGUGGUGGUGGUGGGUUUGAGGGGGAGCUCAGCCCGGAAGAUCUAUUCAACAUGUUCUUUGGGGGAGGAAUGGGCGGAGGAUCCUUCGGCGGAGGACCAGUCUUCACCGCGUCAUUUGGACCUGGCGGCUUCCAAAGAACACGAAUGCGCACAACGAGACCUACAGGCCAAGAACAGGCGGCUGAGCCACGUUCGAUGUUCAUGCAGUUUUUGCCCCUCAUCAUUCUAUUCGCCUUUUCCUUCCUCAACAUUGUUCCCACUCUCUUUUCUCCCUCGCAGAUACCUGAUCCACGUUUUUCCUUCACACCCUCAAACCGUUACAACGUUGAACGGCAAACAGACGGACUCCAUGUCAAGUAUCACGUCAACGGGGCCGAGUUCUCAGGACAUCGCAUUGCGGCAGAACUAGCGCGCAACGGGAACAAACCGGGUCCCGAACUCAGCAGAUUUGAGAAGACAGUAGAGCAGGUAUUCAAAGAGGACCUCUACCGACAGUGCCAACGCGGGCUCGAGAAAAAGGAGCGGAUACGGGACCAGGAAGUCGGUCUUUUUGGUCUCGGAACAGACUGGGAGAAGGUGAAGCGGAUAGAGGCGGAGCCUGUGGAAAGUUGCGACAGGCUGAGGGAGAUGGGACUCAUCAGAUGA
Molecule: messenger RNA, 1314 nt
Organism: Fibroporia radiculosa
Lineage: Eukaryota; Fungi; Basidiomycota; Agaricomycetes; Polyporales; Fibroporiaceae
Exons: 5
Coding region: 1-1314 (437 amino acids)
Biological process (GO): cellular response to misfolded protein
Cellular component (GO): endoplasmic reticulum membrane
Molecular function (GO): Hsp70 protein binding
Source: RefSeq, a predicted model, not a curated record